UCGUCUUUGCAAAGAUUCAUGGAUGAAGAGUCAAAUGUUACAUAUCUAACUCUGGACUGGUACACAGAAAUUAACAAGUACAGAUAUGUUUUCUUUUUCAUUAUGUUUACAUUAUAUAUUCUAAUAAUCUGCACUAAUUCUACUAUUCUGUAUCUCAUCUGGAUUCAUAAAAACCUCCAUGAGCCUAUGUACAUUUUCAUUGCAGCUUUGCUACUUAACUCUGUUCUUUACAGCACAACUAUGUACCCAAAACUUCUGAUUGACUUUUUAUCUGAAAAACAAGUCACAACAUAUUCCGCCUGUCUCUUUCAGUUUUUUAUGUUUUACACUCUAGGUUGUUCAGAGUUCCUUCUGUUGGCUGCCAUGGCCUAUGACAGAUAUGUGGCUAUAUGUAAACCUCUGGAAUAUCAAACUAUCAUGAGAAAAACCACUGUGAGUAUUUUCCUGGUUGUGGCUUGGCUUGUACCUGCUUGUCAUAUUGCUGUCCAAGCAAUAGCGAGUGCUGAAGCUAAACUGUGUGACUCUAAUAUAAAAGGAAUAUUUUGUAACAAUGCAGUUUACACUCUUCAGUGUGAAAGAUCAAGAUUAAUUACCAUCUUUGGUGUGUUCCUUCUAAUUGAUCUUGCAAUACUUCCUAUGCUCUUCAUAGUUUAUACAUACACAAAAAUAUUUAUAGUUUCUCAUCGAAGUUGUAAAGAAAUUAGGAAGAAAACUGCAGAGACUUGUUUACCUCACAUGUUAGUUUUAAUCAGUUACUCUAUGUUUUUUGUGUAUGAUAUAAGCAUAGCUCGUGUGAAAUCAGAUUUUCCAAAAACCACACGCAUAAUAAUGACAUUACAAAUAAUGCUCUAUCAGCCUCUGCUAAAUCCUUUCAUUUAUGGGCUUAAAAUGAAGGAAAUUUCUAAACAUCUAAAAAAUCUGCUUUCUCAGGCCAAAAUCAUUCCUUGUAUUAAAACUUAA
This is a messenger RNA of Pelmatolapia mariae (spotted tilapia), 960 nucleotides long. Its product is annotated as olfactory receptor 13C2-like. Gene Ontology annotation, cellular component: membrane. Lineage: Eukaryota; Metazoa; Chordata; Actinopteri; Cichliformes; Cichlidae. The transcript has a single exon. Gene Ontology annotation, biological process: detection of chemical stimulus involved in sensory perception of smell; G protein-coupled receptor signaling pathway. Bases 19 to 960 code for a protein of 313 amino acids. The record is from RefSeq and is a predicted model, not a curated record. Gene Ontology annotation, molecular function: odorant binding; G protein-coupled receptor activity; olfactory receptor activity.